GCACCGCGGUUUGAGAGCGCCAGGGACUUGGUGCCCUUGCAAGGCCUGGAUUGGAGGGGCCCGGAUGGCCAGGUGGCCAACAACGAGUUUCUCAAGAAGGUCAGUCGCGGCGGGGGGCGCACGAACCAUUGGAGACCCAACCGCGUCCUCGCCGUGAUCGAGG
This is a messenger RNA of Prorocentrum cordatum, 163 nucleotides long. The record is from the annotation of a GenBank genome assembly. NCBI's taxonomy places the organism in Eukaryota, Dinophyceae, Prorocentrales, Prorocentraceae.